Messenger RNA from Syngnathoides biaculeatus (alligator pipefish), 3429 nucleotides. Its product is annotated as cadherin-6-like. NCBI's taxonomy places the organism in Eukaryota, Metazoa, Chordata, Actinopteri, Syngnathiformes, Syngnathidae. Gene Ontology annotation, molecular function: calcium ion binding; cadherin binding. Gene Ontology annotation, cellular component: adherens junction; plasma membrane; catenin complex. Gene Ontology annotation, biological process: cell-cell junction assembly; multicellular organism development; homophilic cell-cell adhesion. The record is from RefSeq and is a predicted model, not a curated record. The transcript is spliced from 13 exons. The coding region runs from base 846 to 3299 and encodes 817 amino acids.
ACAAGUUUGUCCUAGUAGGAGUUGCCGUAGUUGCUGUUGCGGUCGAUGUGCGCAUGCGCAAAUCGGGUCGGAAAGCUAUGAAAACGUUUUUGAUAAAAGUCACUCAAACAAAAGAAAAAAAUGAGGCGCACCCAAUUUUUCAACAUAAAUUGACAUAUUUUGUGGAGGGAGACGUUUCUGCUGUGUGUCUAAAUUCACAGAUAAGUUUGGGAGAAUGCCGAAAUAUUCGCACAUGAUGCUAGCAAACAACUUAAGCUAACCAAACGACGAAAAUGUCGUGCCUUAAGUUUGUUUGCAAAAAAAAAAAAAACUGUUCACGAUGGGAAAUCAACUUGAAUUACGUUCCAACGCCUGCACGAGGCUUAAUCUAAAGACGAAUGAAACAAGACUGCAAAGCCAUCAGCAAGACCACAAGUCGCAUUCAUGGGCUGUUUUGAAAUGACAUUGUCAAAUAUUUGGCAUGAAUCGGCAUUUGGUUCCCGACCCCUGCUGUUGUCGACUCAUGAAAUUGACCAAUGGGCGGCUGGCGUCCCCUCAGCCUCCGUGUCAUCCACCCAGCGAGGACGCAGUUUGCUGCGGACGCGCGGCCGACGCGGGCUGCUCUCAAUCGGAUACUCCUUCCUGCGUCUCCCAGCACUCCGUCCUCCCCCAACCCCCCCGCCGCCGCCGGGACGAAGCCGCUCCGUCGUCGUCGCCGUCAUCAUCCAGGUCCGCGUGUGGGGUCACUUCCUGAUUCAAAUCCAGAAUGUUGACUGAGACAUCACUCUGACGCCCAAGACCGCCGGAGACAAAGCGCCGAGGGAGGUAGGAGGGGAGGGGCCUGUGGACCAAAGGUCCCGGUCGCCAUGGAGACGCUGCGCGUGCUGAUGGCGCUGUGGGCCGCCGCCCACCUGGGCGCGGCGACGGGGCCGAGGCCGCCGCGACGGACGACGACGGGACAUAAGGUGUCCGCGGGUCUGACGGGCCAGGACGCCAACGGGGUGGCGCUCAGGCGCUCCAAGCGAGGAUGGAUGUGGAACCAGUUCUUCCUGUUGGAGGAGUACACCGGCACCGACAUGCAGUAUGUCGGGAAGCUCCACUCGGACUCGGACCGCGAGGACGGCAGCGUGCGCUACGUGCUGACGGGCGACGGCGCGGGCACGCUGUUCAAGAUCGACGAGAAGUCGGGCGACAUCCACGCCACCAAGCGCCUGGACCGCGAGGAGAAGGCGUACUACGUGCUGCACGCCAAGGCCGUCAACCGCUUCACCAACGAGGCCCUGGAGGGCGAGUCCGACUUCAUCAUCAAGAUCCACGACAUCAACGACAACGAGCCGCGCUUCACCAAAGACCCGUACGUCGCCCGGGUGCCCGAAAUGGCCGAAAUCGGCACGCCCGUCAUCCAGGUGACGGCCCUGGACGCCGACGACGCCACCUACGGGAACAGCGCCAAGGUGGUCUACAGCAUCCUGGAGGGGCAGCCGUACUUCUCCGUCGACCCCGAAACCGGCUUGAUCAAGACGGCGCUGCCGGGCAUGGACCGCGAGGUCAAGGAGAAGUACCAGGUGGUGAUCCAGGCCAAAGACAUGGCCGGACAGAUGGGGGGCCUCUCGGGGACCACCACGGUCAGCAUCACCCUCGCCGACGUCAACGACAACCCGCCGCGCUUCACCAAGACCCUGUACGAGUUCAAAGUGCCCGAGACCGCCGCGCCGGGCUCGGCGGUGGGCGCCGUCCGCGCCGCCGACAACGACAUCGGCGAGAACGCCGAGAUGGACUACCGGAUCAUCGGGAGCGACGGGCCCGGCGUGUUCGACGUCGCCACCAACCGCAGCACGCAGGAGGGCGUCCUGGUGCUCAGGAAGCCGCUGGACUUCGAGCGCAAACGUCAGUUCAGCCUCCGCGUCCAGGUGGAGAACGUCCACCACGUCAACCCCCGCUUCUUCUCCGCGGGGCCCUUCAGGGACGAGGCCUCCGUCAAGGUCACGGUGGAGGACGUGGACGAGCCGCCCGUGUUCGAGCGCCCCGGCUACGUCAUGGAGGUGCGGGAGGACGCCGCCCCCGACGCCGUCAUCGGAUCCGUCAGCGCCUCCGACCCGGACGUCAAGCGCAGCCCCGUCAGGUACUCCAUCGACCGGCACACCGACAUGGACCGCGUGUUCGACGUGCACGCCAACAACGGCUCCGUCUUCCUCUUGCGGGAGCUGGACCGCGAGGACAACGCCUGGCACAACAUCUCCGUCGUCGCCUUCGAGUUCAGCAACCUGCGCCAGAUGAGCCGCGUGCCCGUCUACAUCCGCGUGCUGGACGUCAACGACAACGCGCCGACCUUCGCCACCAACUACGAGACGUUUGUGUGCGAGAACGCCAAAGCCAAUCAGAGGAUCCAGACGGUCAGCGCCACGGACCCGGACCGGCCGGCGGGGGGGCACCGUUUCUUCUUCACUCUGGCCCCGGAGGCCGCCGGCAAGGCCAACUUCUCCGUCCGCGACAAUAAAGGUGGUCCGCCGGCCGUUCCCGCCUUGCGCCGACCCCCCUCCGCUCCUAACGCUCCCGGAUCCGGCGCGGUUUCAGACAACACGGCCUGGAUCCUGACGCGCAGGAACAGCUACAGCAGCCUGCUGAAGAGCGUGUACCGCGUGCCGGUGGUCAUCGCGGACAACGGGACCCCCGCGCUGAGCAGCACCAACACGCUGACGGUGCGCGUGUGCACGUGCGACCGCGAGGGCAACAUGAAGCUGUGCAACGCCGAGGCGCUCGCGGCCCGGGCGGGCCUCAGCACCGGGGCGCUGGUGGCCAUCUUGCUUUGCGUCGUCAUCCUGCUCAUGAUCGUGGUUCUGUUCGCCGCCUUGAGGAGGCAGCGCAAGAAAGAGCCUCUGAUCAUCUCCAAGGAGGACGUGCGGGACAACGUGGUCAGCUACAACGACGAGGGCGGCGGCGAGGAGGACACGCAGGCCUUCGACAUCGGCGCGCUGCGCAACCCCGAAGCCGUCGAGGACGCCAAGCAGCGGCGGGACAUCGUGCCCGAGGCCUACUACCCGCCCGCCCGCCGGCCCGCGCGCGACAACGCCAACGGCGACGUGCGGGACUUCAUCAACCAGAAGAUCCGGGACAACGACAGCGACCCGACGGCGCCGCCUUACGACUCGCUGGCCACCUACGCCUACGAGGGCGGCGGCUCGGCGGCCGAGUCGCUCAGCUCGCUGGAGUCGGCCGCCGCCGAGGGCGAGCAGGACUACGACUACCUGAGCGAGUGGGGGCCGCGCUUUAAGAAACUGGCCGACAUGUACGGGGCCGACGACAGCGACCGAGAUUCCUAACGACGGCGGGAGGACAAACGCGCCCGGUACCCUUUCGAGCGGGCGUCAAGUCAAGUCUUCGGGCAGGGGUGUCCGUUUUUUUUUUUAAACCGCCAUACACUCGACACGGCCAGUGGGCGUGUCCAAACUC